AUGUCCAAGCCCACGAGCGUGACGGGCAGCGAGAGCGAGUUCGAGUUCAUCGAGACUCCCAAGGCUACUGCCCCUACCUUUGAGAAGGAAGAGGACUGCGGCGUCCGCACCACCAAGUACCCUGCCAUCAAGAAUGCACCCCUCCCAGCAGAUGGACCGGGCUCCGACUCUUUCAACAACAAGAUCCUCCUCUCCAUCUUGGGAGGCGUUCCUUUCUGGUUGAUGUGGAAGGUUGGUGGUGGCAUCAAGACCUUCAUCUUCUUCGCUCUCGUCAUUGAUCUGCCCAUCCUGGCAGGAUGGUGGCUCACCAUCUCCGCCAUCUCCCCUCGUAAGACGGACAAGGCCAAGUUCCCUGGCCGCCCCGUUGAGUACUACCUGGACUUCAAGAAGGAGGCCGACCGCCUCAAGUACCGUGGCACCAACAAGAUCCCCAUGGAAACCUUCCACGAGAUGUACUUUGACGGAGACGUCGACUUCAAAGGUGACUGCCUCGAGGUUAUGGAGUACCGUCACGACUGGGCCAGCUUCCGUUUCACCGUCAGCCUCAUCAAGUACUUUUUGCUGGGCAUGAUUCCCGAGCUUAUUAUGCACACUCGCUCCCAGGAUGAGGAACAGGUUCGAGACCACUAUGACCGCGGUGACGACUUUUACGGCUGGUUCCUCGGCCCUCGCAUGAUCUACACCUCUGGUAUCAUCUCUGACAUCAACUCUGAGGAAACUCUCGAGCAGCUCCAGGACAACAAGUUGACUGUUGUCUGCGAGAAGAUUGAGCUCAAGAAGGACGAGAGACUGCUGGAUAUUGGCUGCGGCUGGGGCACCCUCGCCCGUUUCGCUAGCGAGAACUACGGCGCCAAGGUUACCGGUAUCACUCUUGGUCGCAACCAGACUGCCUGGGGCAACAGCGCCAUGCGCAAGGUUGGCAUCCCCGAGGAUCAGAGUAAGAUUCUGUGCAUGGACUACCGUGACAUUCCCGUCCCCGAGGGCCGCUACAACAAGAUCACCUGUCUGGAGAUGGCUGAGCACGUCGGUGUCCGCCACUUCUCGACUUUCCUCACCCAGGUUUACAACAUGCUUGAUGACGAUGGUGUCUUCUUCCUCCAGAUCGCUGGUCUCCGAAAGGCGUGGCAGUAUGAGGAUCUCAUCUGGGGUCUCUUCAUGAACAAAUAUGUCUUCCCUGGUGCUGAUGCUUCCACUCCUCUCGGCUGGGUCAUUGACAAGCUGGAGGGCGCUGGCUUCGAGGUCAAGGGUGUUGACACUAUUGGUGUUCACUACUCUUCUACUCUCUGGAAAUGGUACCGCAACUGGAUGGGCAACCGUGACAAGGUUGAGGCCAAGUACGGCAAGCGAUGGUUCCGCAUCUGGGAGUACUUCUUGGCUUACUCCACUAUUGCUGCCCGACAGGGUACCGCUACCUGCUUCCAGAUUGUGCUGGUGAAGAACAUCAACUCCACCCACCGUGUCGAGGGUAUCCCCAGCCAGUUCGCCCUUUCUGGAGCUUAUGACAACUCCGAGGCCGACAUCAAGUCGUGGGCCACCAAGAACAACGUCACUUCCUCCACCGCCUACAUCUCGUAG
Molecule: messenger RNA, 1575 nt
Organism: Trichoderma aggressivum f. europaeum
Lineage: Eukaryota; Fungi; Ascomycota; Sordariomycetes; Hypocreales; Hypocreaceae
Exons: 4
Coding region: 1-1575 (524 amino acids)
Biological process (GO): cellular response to biotic stimulus
Source: RefSeq, a predicted model, not a curated record